Messenger RNA from Prorocentrum cordatum, 2191 nucleotides. The record is from the annotation of a GenBank genome assembly. NCBI's taxonomy places the organism in Eukaryota, Dinophyceae, Prorocentrales, Prorocentraceae.
GAGGCUGCUGAAGCUAUCGCAGAACGACGACAACUGCUACGUGCCCGCCAUGGGCUGCGGCGGCCCCAGCCAAGGAGCGGACUGGCGCAGCGCUGCCCCGUGGCACUCGCGGCGGCGCCAACCACAGGGCGGCUGGCAGCGGCGCGCGCCCAGCAAGCCAAGGCAGAGGCAGACCAGCCAGAAGAGGCGUGGGGAGUACAUCGUCUGCCCGCAAUGCCCGCCAGGCGAGAGCUGCGUGCGCGCCAAACGCGCGGGCGCCCCAGGAUGGGGGGGCUGCGAGACCUGCACCUACAAGUGGCCCAAGCAUGCCGACUUCACGGACAAAGACAAGCUGGCAGCGAAGCAGGCUCUGGCUACGCUCGGACUGGACGAGGACAACCUCCGUGCGACGCAGGCAGUGGUCAAGUCCGCCAAGACGUCGGGGGACACCCAGACAACCCAAGCAGCCGAGACGCUGGCCAUGCUCCCUGCGUUGGUGCCUGCACCGGCGGAGCCUGCCAGCCCAGAGCCCAAGCUGGGGGAGCGCUUGGAGGCCGCAGCGCUGCGCUGGAGACAGGCCCAGCAGUCCCAGGAGAAGGUCGCAGGCCAGCUCGCGCAGCUGGACAAGCGCAGGCAGGAGAUGCUGGGUAAACUCGACGAGACCACAGACGAGGUCAUCGAUGCCAAAAUACAGCUUGACGAGCUCCAGAGCGAGGUCAACAAAGCGGGAGGAGGCUCCCCCGCGUCACCGCCCCUGCAGCAGCAGCAGGCUGCCGAGGACCCAUGGGGUGACAUGCCCGACCUCUCGGAGCAGGACCUUGAGUUCCUGGAUCCCGAGGUCAAGACCAAAUAUGCCCAUGCCGCAGCGCUUGCGCGGCAAGCCAAGGAGGUCUACAGUGCCGCCAAGGGCCAAAGCACUUCUAUCAAGGAGGCCGCCGACACCCUCAAGGAGCUCCAGGCCAAAGUCACCGCCAAGAAGCGCCGCCGUGUGGGAGACGGAGAUGGAGGAGUCACAGAGGAGGCCAAGGUCGAAGUCAAUGAGGAAGCCGCAGAGGUCCCCAUCGACCGCGCCAAGUGCGACUUCUCCAACGCCGAGGACGUCAAGAAAUACCUCGACCAGACCACAACCAUCAAGGUGCAUGCGCUCAUGCUCGCGCUCCUGGGGAACCUGGUGAAGGCGGCGGGGGCGGGGGGCUCCCGAAGUCAUCCUGGCCUGACUUGCACGGUCAAACACCCAACUCUGGCUGCGUGGUCAGUUGGACCCCAGCCCACGACGGACGACGUCGGCAACUCCGUCGCCAUCGCCACGAAGUUCUUCCGCUGGUGCGAGGGCCGCAGUCUUCUGCCCACGUCCCAGCCCAACGGCAACCAGGCGGACAGCUGGACGCAGGUGGACAGCCUGAGCGUCGAGUCCGUUUCGGCACCGAGCCAGGACACGGUGAACCAGGCCUUGCAAGUAUUCUUCGGCAACUGCAGCCAGUAUAACGACGCAGCGAAAUCUUUCGUGGAGGGAGCGCAGUGCUAUGACCUCAUUGGCACCUGUUGGCUACGCCGCAAUGACCUUAAUACCUUCUGCCACCUGCCUGACAAGACAGGCAAGGGUGCGUUCCACGACCAACUUAACGAGGCCACGGUCACGCUCAUCCGCCUGCACCACUGCACCCUUGCGUCCAUCAGUUGUUACCUGGACUGCAGCAACAGGCUUGCGGGCAACAGUGGCGCAAAGCUGGGCAACAUCCUCAGAAUCACCAGGUCGCUUGGGGUGCCGUGGAUCAUGGUCGGGGACUUCAACUGCGCACCAGAGGAGAUGGCUUCGUCUCGCUGGCCGCAGGCGCUCAAGUGCAAGAUCCUGGCACCAGAUGCCGACCUCACUUGCGCCAGCGACAAGGGCCGAGUCCUUGAUUACCUGAUGUAUUCCGACUCAACCAGACCUUUCAUCACAUCAGUCGACGUCGUGCGCCAAGUUCCGUGGGGGCCGCACCUUGGGCUGCGCAUCCAAUUCGCGGCCAGACCAGGCGAGGUCCAAGUCCGCAUCCCGCGCCCCCCCAGGAAGUUCGAGAUUCCAACCGUUGAGACGCAGAUCACCAAAGGAGCCAAGCGGGCACAGCGAGACAGGCAGCAGUACGAAGCGGCGGUCGAGGAAGGACUGGAUGGCGAUAAGCUCGCCAACAUCCAGCACCUGUUGAGCGAGACCUACACCAAGAAGCACCCU